AUGCCUCCUCCAGAGUCCGACAAUAACGUUACGCCAUGUUCGUCUCGCGCCCGACCACUAUCAAGCCCCCCUAUCCUACCUUUGUUGAGCUUCCAAUCGCCUGACAUAACCGAACUUGAGUGUCCGUCCCCAUCUCCGAUCACUUGGCAGUCAGAAAAAACGCCAGCAGAGUUGUACAGCUGUGAACCGGAGAAAGUACGGAAGAGUGUUGGAUUUCUGGAGCCACUAAGUACGCCAUCAGAAUAUACCGCACAAGGAGAGGGCCUUAAAGCUCCUACUUCUCUGGAACCUUCAAACUCUCCCGCGUCAUUGAGAAAGUCGAUUCUAAAGCAUUCAGACCAGACUUUCUCCCCACCAAAAGCCAGUCGUCUGGAAGAAGUUGAAGGAUAUUACCUAAGUCAGGCUAUGCCAAAGCGGGCAAAAGGCCCAGAAUAUGUGUACGGGUCAUACCAGAAGCAACCCAGGCCAGACACUCUUCCCAAGCCGAACAAGAAGAGAGCACUUCGAUUGCCAACUCGCCUUGGCUCCCCUCCUCGCCGAAAGUUCUCCUUUGACGACGAAGAUCUUGCUACGUUCGUUGACGACUCUUUCGAAGAUGCCAUGACGACGGAGAUUGAGCACAAUGAUAUCAAUGAACCAGCUGCCAAGAGACCGACCCAGAACGACCGUCAUUCAUCCGGUGCGUUCAUUGAAUACUACGAUUUGUUUGUCAGAGCCGAGCAAGAUCCUACCGUAAUCUACAACAUCCGAACCAAGAAGUUCAGGGCAGAGAAGAGAAGCUCGUUGACGAAGAACGGAAACGGAGAGGAAGUGGAGACAACAUCUCAAUCGUUGACCAUGAGUGUUGACAAUCCACCCCUCUUGUGCGACGGAAGGAUGACCAUUGUCCAGCUACCAAAGUCUGGGGACACGGUCACUGUUCGUUGGAGAAACCUCGACAAGUUUGAUCACGAAGUUCGUCUGAGGGAGAGGCAGGUGGAAUUACCAACGUGGGUAUUGACGGGCAGAAGAUUGCGGAAGAUUGCGGAUAUGUUUGUUGAGAGGGCCUGA
This is a messenger RNA of Mollisia scopiformis, 1050 nucleotides long. RefSeq lists its product as uncharacterized. Lineage: Eukaryota; Fungi; Ascomycota; Leotiomycetes; Helotiales; Mollisiaceae. The transcript has a single exon. The record is from RefSeq and is a predicted model, not a curated record. Bases 1 to 1050 code for a protein of 349 amino acids.